Penaeus chinensis is the source of this 1374-nucleotide messenger RNA. RefSeq lists its product as uncharacterized. The transcript has a single exon. The coding region runs from base 1 to 1374 and encodes 457 amino acids. The record is from RefSeq and is a predicted model, not a curated record. Lineage: Eukaryota; Metazoa; Arthropoda; Malacostraca; Decapoda; Penaeidae.
AUGCUCCAUAAUGACACCACACCUUUCACUAACAUACCUCUCACCAUCAUGCCUUUCGCCAUCAUGCCUUUCGCCAUCAUGCCUUUAAUCUUCAUGCCUUUCGCCAUCAUGCCUUUCGCCAUCAUGCCUUUCGCCAUCAUGCCUUUCGCCAUCAUGCCUUUAAUCUUCAUGCCUUUCGCCAUCAUGCCUUUCGCCAUCAUGCCCUUCAUCUUCAUGCCUUUCGCCAUCAUGCCUUUUGCCAUCAUGCCUUUAAUCCUCAUGUCUUUCGCCAUCAUGCCUUUCGCCAUCAUGCCUUUCGCCAUCAUGCCUUUCAUCUUCAUGCCUUUCGCCAUCAUGCCUUUCGCCAUCAUGCCUUUCGCUAUCAUACCUUUCGCCAUCAUGCCUUUCGCCAUCAUGCCUUUCAACUUCAUGCCUUUCGCCAUCAUGCCUUUAAUCUUCAUGCCUUUCGCCAUCAUUCCUUUCGCCAUCAUGCCUUUCGCCAUCAUGCCUUUCGCCAGCAUGCCUUUAAUCUUCAUGCCUUUCGCCAUCAUGCCUUUCAUCUUCAUGCCUUCGCCAUCAUGCCUUCGCAUCAUGCCUUUCAUCUUCAUGCCUUUCGCCAUCAUGCCUUUCGCCAUCAUGCCUUUCAUCUUCAUGCCUUUCGCCAUCACACCUUUCGCCAUCAUGCCUUUCAUCUUCAUGCCUUUCACCAUCAUGCCUUUCGCCAUCAUGCCUUUCGCCAUCAUGCCUUUCGCCAUCAUGCCUUUCGCCAUCAUGCCUUUUGCCAUCAUGCCUUUCGCCAUCAUGCCUUUUGCCAUCAUGCCUUUCGCCAUCUCGCCAUUCAUCUUCAUGCCUUUCGCCAUCAUGCCUUUCAUCUACAUGCCUUUUUCCAUUAUGUCUUUCGCCAUCAUGCCUUUCGCCAUCAUGCCUUUCAUCUUCAUGCCUUUCGCCAUCACACUUUUCGCCAUCACGCCUCUCACCAUCACACCUUUCGCCAUCACGCCUCUCACCAUCACAUCCUUCGCCAUCACGCCUCUCACCAUCACACUUUUCGCCAUCACACCUUUCGCCAUCACGCCUCUCACAAUCACGCCUUUCACCAUCACGCCUCUCACCAUAACAUCUUUCACCAUCACGCCUUUCACCAUCACACCAUCCUGCCUACCUCCCUUCACCACCGCUGCCACCACAUCACCACCACCAGUAGCUGGUCCACAGACUCCAUUAUUCCCAAUUUUAAUAAUGAAACUGACACACACGCCUCUGCCCGGGACCAUUACCCUACGGACCGCUGUUAUCAUUAUUGUAAUUGUGGUGCCAAUUACGCUGAUCACACCUGGAUUACCGCGCUGGGAUUUUUGGCUGAAGUACAGGGCGGGUGAAAAAAAAGACUUUUGA